UUGAUAUCAAGCACAGCACUACCGUGCUGCUUCCCCAUCAUCGGGGGGAGGAAAGUCGAGCACCUUCUGUCAAACAUCGAGGCUCUGGAGAUCUCACUCUCCCCGGAACAAAUCGAGUUCCUGGAGAGUGUGCUUCCCUUCGACCCUGGCUUUCCAGCGACCAUGAUCGGCAACGGUAUUUCGUCUACCCCCUUCUUGGAAACAGCCGGGCACUGUGACCGAAUGCCCGUUCAGCAGACGAUUCCUCAUACGAAAAAGUUGGUGGGAAGGGACUAGCCGGACGUGCAAAAGCGCUCGUUGCCAGCGAAUUAGGCCGCUGCAGUGUACAUACUUCUCAUGAGUCAUGACUCACUCGAAGCGUGUCGUAAAUAUGAAUUCCCCCUGGCUGUUCUUUG
Mycena citricolor is the source of this 395-nucleotide messenger RNA. The record is from the annotation of a GenBank genome assembly. Lineage: Eukaryota; Fungi; Basidiomycota; Agaricomycetes; Agaricales; Mycenaceae.